This is a messenger RNA of Cherax quadricarinatus, 4411 nucleotides long. RefSeq names its product ankyrin repeat family A protein 2. NCBI's taxonomy places the organism in Eukaryota, Metazoa, Arthropoda, Malacostraca, Decapoda, Parastacidae. Gene Ontology annotation, biological process: regulation of apoptotic process. The record is from RefSeq and is a predicted model, not a curated record. Gene Ontology annotation, cellular component: nucleus. Gene Ontology annotation, molecular function: protein binding.
UUAACACCCAACAAUAACAUCAAUUGCUACGUCUUCAAGGUUUAGAGAGGAAAAAAGUUGUUGCAUUUCCUCGCUUUUACGUAUAUACACUGUGGUUUUUAUAUUUUAUGACGCUGCUUAUUGUCUGUAUGGAAAUCAGACAUUAUUUUAUAUUUUACGACAUGUAUAAUUAAUUUUUACGACCACAGUCAGAAAUGGGUUCUUCAUCUGAAGACGACGGUCACCUGAUAGUAAAGGAAGAGGACGUUGACGAGGACAUUGGCGAUGAAAUGGACCCGUGGGAGUCGCACACUCGUAGAUCAGCCUUCUCACCUUACAGGCCUGUGACUGUACUGACAAACCUUCAACGUGGGAAUAUUCAGACGCAGGCUGCUCAGAUUGAACCAGAUGACUUCACUCUUCACAAUAGGGCAGCCAUGGGAGAGUUGUCUGCAGAUGAUCUGAGAGAUAUUGAUGUUGAUGAAUUGGACAGUAAUGGAUUUUCACCAAUUAUGUGGGCAGCAUAUUAUGGACAACUGCCUACUGUAAAGCUGCUCAUUCAGAACAGAGCCAAAGUUAAUUUAGAGGGAGAAGAUGGAGAGACUGCUCUUCUGCUUGCUGCUAGUAAUGGUCAUCAUGAAAUUAUUAAACUUUUGAUCAGUUUUGGUGCUGAUCCGAACCAUGUUGACCAUAUGGGAAAUUCUGCUUUAAUGUAUGCUGCACAUAACGAUCAUUCACAUUGUGCAAACGAGCUACUAGAUCAUGGAGUAGACAUCACUACCACUAAUGUUGCUGGUACUUCUGCAUUCAGCAUUGCUGUUGCAAGAGGGAGUAAACAAGUUCAACUCAUCAUGGAGCGUCACAUAUUGAAGCUGCUCGAGCCUUCAUGAGAUCAUUGUUUGUCUGGAGGAAGUUUUUGUUGAUAAUCCUUAAAACUUAAGAUGGAGCAUAAAUACACUUGUCACUAACAACAUAUUAGGAAGUGAAGUUGCAACAUUUUAAUAUUAUUUGGAAUAUCAUGAGAAAGGUUAGAAUAUAAGAUUUUUUUUUUUAAUGCGUCGGCUGUCCCCACCAAAGCAGGGUGACCUAAAAGGAAAGAAAAAACUUUCAUCACCAUUCAACACUUUCACCAUCAUUCAUACAAAAUCGCUGUCUUUUAUAUUUUGUAUAAAAAUAAACUGCUGAUUAUGUUAAUUUUCAGUAUAGUUGCUAAAUGUACAUGUAUGUAUAUACAGGUGAGUACAGUGGUACCCCAAGUUUCAUACAGCUCCAAACUCGAACAUUUAUGCAAGUGUAUUAUUGUAAGUGCUUUUAUAAGUGUAUUUUUGGGGGUCUGAAACGGACUAAUCUAAUUUACAUUAUUCCUUAUGGGAACAAAUUCGUUCAGUAAUGGCACCCGAACAGCCUUCUGGAACGAAUUAUGUAUGAAACUCAGGGUACCACUGUAUGUAUUUUGUGUGCAAUAUGGAUAAUUCUUAUUAAAGAAGGCUAGAUGCAGUGACUGUAUGCUGCUUCCUUUUUUUUAAGUAUUUUUUGCCUCUCGUUGAAUAAUACUUUACUGUGUUAAAUAUAUUAGAUUUUAAGAAAACUGUAUCAUGUGUAACCUAGCUUAUAUCUUUUAUUUCUUAAAAUAUAAUAUUAAUCAUAAACUUUUAUUUCUUCUUUUAGCUACCUACUAACAUUUGAUGUACUGUACUAGACACGUUUGUCAUUGGGGACAAAAUGUACACAUCCAACCCAUUUUCAGACUAGAUAGUACAGACCUUUCUCCAACUUAUAACUGCCAGCUUGUGCUCCCCUUUCCCUGCCCACAACUGCGACUCUUAUUUUCUGACUAGAUAGCCCCUAAGCUACCCAAAUUUUAUGGUAUGAAAUUAGUUCCCAGAAGUGAAAUCCUCAGUUAUUACAUUGUGUCUAUAGGAGAUAAUAGUUUGACUAACUGGUUUGAUGGUUCUCCUGGAAUCACUUAGGUAAUAAAUGUGGGGGGUGUCUGGUAUGUUAACCCACAAACGGUCCAAGCAGAUCUACGUUCACAUGUGUAGUGCUACAAAAGUACGUAGAUUACGUUUUUUUUUUUACAUAUUUUCAAAUAUAACAAAAAAAAAGUAGAUCAAAGUUUUUUUACACAUUUUCAAAUGUAAAAAACAAAAAGAAGAUCUACUUUUUUUACAUACUUUCAAAUGUUGAAAAAACGUAUAUAUACGUUUGGACCGUUUACGGGUUAAUGCAUUUCUUCUGUAUUUAUUUAAGAUACAGUAUGUAUAUGUAUAUCCUAGGUAGUAGGUUGGUAGACAGCCACUGCCCAGGGAGGUACUACCAUCUUGCCAAGUGAGUGUAAAACGAAAGCCUCUAAUUGCUUUACAUGGUGGUAAGAUUGCUGGUGUCUAUUUUUCUGUCUCUCAAACAUGCAAGAUUUCAGGUACGUCUUGUUACUUCUACUUACACUCAGUAGGUCACACUACACAUGCAUGUACAAGCGUAUAUAUACACACCUCUCUGGAUUUUCUUUUAUUUUCUUACUAGUUCUUGUUCUUGUUUAUUUCCUUUUAUCUCCAUGGGGAAGUGUAACAGAAUUCUUCCUCCAUAAGCCAUGCGUGUCGUAAGAGGCAACUAAAAUGCCGGGAGCAAGGGAUUAGUAACUCCUUAUCCUGUAUACAUUACUAAAGUUGAAAAGAGAAAUUUUUGUUUUUCUUUUUGGGCCACUCUGCUUCUGUGGGAUAUGGCCAAUUUCUUGAAAGAAGAUAUGUAUACACCUAGGUAGUAGGUUGGUAGACAGCAACCACCCAGGGAGGUACUACUGUCCUGCCAAAUGAGUGUAAAGUGAAAGCCUGUAAUUGUUUUACAUGAUGGUAGGAUUGCUGGUGUCUUUUUUCUGUCUCAUUAACAUGCAAGAUUUCAGGUACGUCUUGCUUCUUCUACUUACACUUAGGUCACACUACACAUGCAUAUGUACACACCCCUCUGGGUUUUCCUCUAUUUUUUUACUAGUUCUUGUUUAUUUCCUCUUAUCUCCACAUAGUAUUGGAACAGAAUUCUUAGUCUGUAAGCCAUGUGUGUUGUAAGAGGCGGCUAAAAUGCCGGAAGCAAGGGGCUAGUAACCCUUUCUCCUGUAUAUAUUGCUAAAUUUAAAAGGAGAAACUUUCGUUUUUCCUUUUGGGCCACCCUGCUUAGGUGGGAUAUGGCCAGUUGAAAGAAGAUAUGUAUGUAUAUAUAUACACAUAGCACUUGCAAAAGAUAAUAGUUUGCAUAGAUUUAUAAAAGAUGCAACUAUUACAUUUAUAUUUUGUUUCGGCAUUAAAGAAAUGUUUGAAUGCUAUAUUGAAUAUAACAUUACAGGUGGGAUCAUAGUGUUUAAGACUUCACUGGAGAGGUGGAAGAAAUUCUCCCUGAUUUCUUAAGACUGCUCUGAUUUCUGUAUAAGCAGUAUAGAGCAUAAAAUAGCACAAAAGUUACAAUAUGAGUAACUAACAUAUGCUAAAGUCCUUUCUGAUAUAGCAUAUUAAAUUGGGUCGGCUGCCAAGACGUUCUUCCAUCUCCCCCUUCACCCCAACUCAUAUGCCUACGAGUCAUUUAAUUUGUUUAGUAGGCACUAAGGAAAUAUUUGAGUGCCAUUUUGAAUGAUGCAUUACAUGUGUAAGGAUUUUUGGUGGCACUAGGAAUGUUUGAGUGCCAUAUUGAAUUGCAUAUUACAGUUGUGGGAAUUUGGGGUAAAUUUAAAUGUUGUUGUUUAAAAAUAACACAUGUCAUAUUAUUAAGAUUUUAUAGCAUUAAAAACUGCAGUUUUCUAUUUUUUGUGAACCAUAUGGGAGUUACAGUUGAUAUAUGUACAUAGUUUGUACGACUGCAGUUACAGAAGAAACUCGCUAAUUAUGCAAUGCAUUUUAAGCGCACUAAUCACAAGGCUUACACUGAUAAUAAGCAAUGCUAUAAAAUCUUAGAUUUCUUGAAAAAUGUAACCUCUGUGAAUAAACUUUUCUUCAGAAGCAUAAUUAAGAAUUGAUUUUGCAGUAAGUUAAAAUGCAUUACAACAAAAUUUAUUUAAUUUUUCCUGUUAAAGAGAGUAAAUUUAAUGAAGUCCUUCAAUUACCUUGGCAGAAUAGUGCUUUUAUAACACUGGAAAUCUAUGACUGUACACGUGACAGCAUAUUAUAGUUUGCCCAUAAACUGAGUAUAUUACAGAAUAACAGUAUCCAUUGUCAUCUUUUGACUUAAUUUUUAGUUUCUUUACUUUGACUGAAUUUUCCUUUAACAGAUUCUUUAAUGAAUAUUGAGAUUUAUAUUUAUAAUAAAAUGCAGAAAUAGUUAAACUGGUCAAAGGACAGAGUUACUCAAUACACAAACUGAAAUAUGUAUCCUUAUGUUUCAGGAAUAUUAUGUACUAUGGGUACCAGUGUUUUGAAUAAUAAUAAUACAUUUAGAAAUACAUACUAAA